This is a messenger RNA of Dinoponera quadriceps, 1749 nucleotides long. It is a transcript of the gene TfIIB, whose product is annotated as transcription initiation factor IIB. The record is from RefSeq and is a predicted model, not a curated record. Gene Ontology annotation, cellular component: nucleus; transcription preinitiation complex. The transcript has 5 exons. Gene Ontology annotation, molecular function: TBP-class protein binding; RNA polymerase II general transcription initiation factor activity. Gene Ontology annotation, biological process: transcription preinitiation complex assembly; transcription initiation at RNA polymerase II promoter. The coding region runs from base 92 to 1039 and encodes 315 amino acids. Lineage: Eukaryota; Metazoa; Arthropoda; Insecta; Hymenoptera; Formicidae.
ACGCGAAUAAUAUAUGAUAUACUUACAGUCCGUAGUAGUCAUUGUCAAAGGUGAAAUCACAUAAGAUUGUAUAUCACGCAAGUGCGAAAAGAUGGCAAGUUCGUCGCGACACUACACAAACAAAGUCUGCUGUUACUCACACCCAGAUGCUCCACUCAUAGAAGACUAUAGAGCAGGCGAUCAAAUUUGUUCAGAAUGUGGAUUAGUCGUUGGAGAUAGAGUGAUAGAUGUAGGCUCAGAAUGGAGAACCUUCAGCAAUGAGAAAUCAGGAGUGGACCCGUCACGUGUCGGUGGCCCAGAAAAUCCGCUUCUGAAUGGUUCAGACUUGUCCACAAUGAUCGGGCCAGGAACUGGAGCUGCGUCUUUUGACGGUUUCGGCACUGCCAAAUAUCAAAAUCGACGCACUAUGACCAGUGCCGACAGAGCUCUGAUAAAUGCGUAUCGCGAGAUCACCGGUAUGGCGGAUCGUAUCAAUUUGCCGAAGACCAUCGUGGACAGGGCCAACGCGCUAUUCAAACAGGUGCACGAUGGCAAGAACUUGAAGGGUCGCGCGAACGACGCGAUCGCGUCCGCCUGUCUGUACAUUGCCUGCAGACAAGAGGGAGUCCCGCGUACUUUCAAGGAAAUCUGUGCGGUCAGUAAGAUCAGUAAGAAGGAGAUCGGUCGGUGCUUCAAGCUAAUUCUCAAAGCCCUUGAGACCAGCGUGGAUCUCAUCACUACGGGCGACUUCAUGUCCAGAUUCUGCUCGAAUCUCGGACUACGGAACAUGGUGCAAAGAGCCGCAACGCAUAUCGCAAGGAAGGCAGUGGAGAUUGACAUUGUACCAGGCAGAUCACCCAUCUCGGUCGCCGCUGCCGCGAUAUAUAUGGCUUCCCAAGCAUCGGAAGAUAAGAGGUCGCAGAAGGAGAUCGGAGAUAUCGCCGGUGUCGCGGACGUCACGAUUCGGCAGUCGUAUAAAUUAAUGUAUCCGCACGCGUGCAAGCUCUUCCCCGAGGACUUCAAAUUCGCCACGCCCAUCGACCAGCUGCCACAGAUGUAAAGAUUGAAGAGAGCGUUGUUUCCUUCCUCCUCCACCACCCUCGAAACAUAUCCGACCUUCUCAACCAUGGAAUAGUUUUCCGUCAUGAGUUACUUAAUUCAGAUAUUUUAUCCCUAGGAUGCAUUCCUAAAUGUUUUGUGCUAUUUAAAUCUAUAUUUAUCCACAGCACCAAUACCCUUUCUUGCAAAUAGUAGUGAAUUUUUUAAGUUAAAUUUCACUGUGUUCUUUGGAAAUACUGUUACUUAAUAUGGAACAUGUUAAACGGUUAACGGUUAUACUUUGCCGUAUAAAACGGUUGUCUUACAAAAUAGUUAUUUUUCUGCGGAGUCCUAUUCGGUUUUUUUUUUUUUUUGGUAUUCAUUCGAAAUUUGUAGUUAGAGAAAAAAGGUUCAUUUAGUAUCGUCGAUACAAUUGCACUAAGUGAAUCUUUAGCUAUAGUAAAUUGCAAAACUAUUUUUGCAGUUAUGUAAGGAAAUCUUUAAUCGAAUGGCCUUAUAUUAAAAGUCGAAACAUAUGUAUGAGACGUAGAUAUGCUGGCACCAUGCGUGUAUUGUAUAUAUAAUUAAUAUUUAUAAUCUAUAUUAUAUAUUGCGGUUUAUAUAGGUGUAAGAAUAUGUGUAUGAAAUAUUACAUAAGAGUUAUAUGAAGCAGAUGUAUAGAAAAAUAGCAGACUGCUAAAUUUUCUACCUCUGCUCUUUGUAAAAUUAUUU